Esox lucius (northern pike) is the source of this 2247-nucleotide messenger RNA. RefSeq names its product DEP domain-containing mTOR-interacting protein. The coding region runs from base 119 to 574 and encodes 151 amino acids. Lineage: Eukaryota; Metazoa; Chordata; Actinopteri; Esociformes; Esocidae. Gene Ontology annotation, molecular function: protein binding. The transcript has 5 exons. The record is from RefSeq and is a predicted model, not a curated record.
CAUUUAACAUUCACACUGAAGCAACACAGCUGACUUCAGCUAUAGGCAGUGGACAGCAUCGUCACAAGUUGCUUGACACCUUUGGCUGGUGAACCGCUGAAAUAAAUUGGAUCAUACAAUGGGACCUCGAACAGCUGUCGCUUCGUCCAAGGAGAGAAAGAUGUUAUCUGUGGGGCAUGAUAACACACUUAAUCGUGGAAAGAGUGGGUACUGUAAGAGAGGCCCGACGUUAAGCCCGACCUCGACUGUGCUGUCAAACCCAAAAUCAGUGCUGAAGAGACCAGUGAGUCCAGAGGAGCUGCAGAGACCAGGAGGUCCCUACAUAAAGAGGACGUUUACUAUUGUGGGGGAUGCGGUAGGCUGGGGUUUCGUGAUCAGGGGGAGUAGGCCAUGUCACAUCCAAGCAGUGGACCCCAGUGGCCCAGCGGCAGCAGUGGGUGUAAAGGUGUGCCAGUUCGUGGUCACUGUCAAUGGUCUGGAUGUCCUGUCUCUGGACUACAAAACAGUCAGCAAUCUCAUCCUCACUGGGCCAAGAACCGUGGUCAUGGAGGUUAUGGAGGAGGCUGACUGCUGAACAUGAGGCCGUGUUGUAUUCUGUAACAGUCAACCCGAAGCCUCAUGACCCAUUGACUCACAGAGACAGGAAGCUUAGAGUAAGAAUGUGGACUAUUGGCCCAAAUAAAUCCAUAGAAACCUUCCAACCUUGAUACGGUGCCAAAUGGACUUAGCUACAUCAUCAACCUGAGACGCGGGUCAUAGUGACCCCACAGAAACCUGAUGGGCCCUACCGUUAUGCCACGCAUGCUUACAUCAUCAGUCCGAGACACUGACCAGUGUUCCGUGGUUAACACGGAUCCAGCUUGUGUUUUUGUACGUUGGCGGUGGUUUAGACUUUUGACCUGUGUGCAACCUCAUUGCCCCUCCUCCCACUGUUUGCUUUUCCAUCCACUUUCUAUUAGGCUCCAGUGGAGGGUUCCUUCCUAGAAAGACAAGUACUUUAGGGUGUUGUUGAUAAGUGAGGUGGUCCAUAUUGAAAACAACACAGAUGUGGUAGAUUUAAAAAAAAAAAUACAUUUAUAUUUUAAGGAGCCUGUUUGGUUGAAUAUGCUUAGCAUUUUGAGUUUUCAGUUUGAUAGCAGUAGCUGAAACUCAAAAUGUUGUUUAUGUUGAAAUAUGUUGCUUGGGUGGGUAUUCAAUCCCUACACGAUAAUCAUUGUCAGAGCCACCGUUUGCUGCAAUAGUUAUGUCUUUUGGUAAGUAUGUAGCAGCUUUGCAUACAUUGUCGGAAUGAUUUUCACAUAUUAUUUUUGGUAGAUCUGAUCGGGCUUGUAUUUCUUAUCUAGGAACUUCUAUAGCACAGGGGUUGAAUACUUCUGCUAGCAACAUUUCCUACAUAUAUUUGCUAACAUGAAAUCAAAGUCGCCUUACAAUAAUUUAUUAUGAGUAUAGGUGUUUAAAUAUAAAAUAUCAAACAGAACGAAAUUUCAAUGUACUGUUUAUAAUUCAGUUAAAAGAGAGAAUUGGUCAGAACUUUGGAUACUUUUGCAGGCACUGUAUAUCAAUAUCGGACUGAAAAAGCCCAGUACUGUAAAAGUGCAGACACAUGUUAGUGUAGAAUGACUUGAAUAACAUCUUAAUUUCUGAUUCCACUGUAAUGUUUUCGGAAACUGACAAUACUGAUAAAUAAAAUAAUCAACCUUUAAUAUUAUUAAUUGCAGCAUAGGAGAAUUUUUAUAAUUUCUUUUUUUUUUUACAAUCACUCAACCAUGUAUUACAGAACGUCAGAGCACUUACAAGGAAAUCUGUGAUAUUGCAUGCCUUUUGUAAAAUAUUUCAAGUGUUAUGUACAUGAUCCAAAAUCGUGGGCUAAGAAAUCAUGUAUUUUUAUUUUUUUAUAGGCAUAUAUCCAGACCAUAUUCACUGGCCAACUGGUAUUUAGAGGUUAAUAGUUUGGCCAUGACAGGCCAGCAAUAAGUAUCUACAUUUCUGUUAAUGUUUGAUCAGUGUAAAUAUUUUCAUUCUCAAAUUUACUAAUAAACUAAUCCAAUUCAAAGUCUUUGCAAAUGUAUAUAUAAAUGUAUCAAUGUUUGAGCAAUCACAAUAUUCAAGGGAUUACAAAGUAAGCAACACCACUGGAAAGACAGCAACAUUUAAGACAAUACUAUGUUUCAAUCAAAUGGCAAUAAAGGAAAAGCAUUUAUUGAAUCAUGACAGGAACUUUAAACUGCAAUAAAAGUUGUAAAUGAC